UUAACGGCCCAUAAAGUACACCCAAAUCCAAGUUGGACCCGUGACCGGCCCAUCAAUAAACAAUUCGAGUUUCCAGAAUUCUCUCCAUUUUUAGGGCCUGUUUGGGUAAAAUUUGAUGUACAUUUUGUUCAUUCUCCCCCCUUUGAGCUCCUGCGAAAUACCGGUUACGGAUUCUCGCUCCCAAUCUAACGCCGUCGUUUUUAGAGGUUAUCGCUCUCAGCAAAAAUGGCGACAAUUAUGCAGAAAAUCAAGGACAUCGAAGAUGAGAUGGCAAGAACCCAGAAAAACAAAGCUACUGCUCAUCAUCUUGGCCUGUUGAAGGCAAAACUAGCAAAGCUUCGGCGGGAAAUUCUCACACCAACCUCAAAGGGAGGUGGUGGUGCUGGAGAAGGUUUUGAUGUAACAAAAAGUGGUGAUUCAAGAGUUAGGCUUGUGGGCUUCCCUUCAGUUGGGAAAUCAACACUUUUAAACAAAUUAACUGGCACUUUUUCAGAGGUUGCUUCAUAUGAAUUUACUACUUUAACUUGCAUUCCUGGUGUAAUCACAUACCGAGGAGCCAAAAUUCAGCUCCUAGAUCUUCCUGGUAUUAUUGAGGGUGCCAAGGAUGGAAAGGGUAGAGGUAGGCAGGUUAUCAGUACUGCCCGGACAUGUAACUGCAUCCUCAUUGUCUUGGAUGCAAUAAAACCGAUUACUCAUAAACGUCUAAUAGAGAAGGAGCUUGAGGGAUUUGGCAUAAGAUUAAACAAGGAGCCACCGAAUCUCUCUUUCCGGAGGAAAGAUAAGGGUGGGAUCAAUCCUACAUCCACAAUUAACAACACAAAUCUUGACAUCGACACAGUGAAAGCAAUUUGUGGAGAAUAUCGGAUACACAAUGCUGAUAUCAAUCUCCGAUAUGAUGCAACAGCAGAUGACCUCAUAGAUGUCAUUGAGGGCAGUAGGGUAUACAUGCCUUGCAUUUACGUUGUGAACAAAAUUGAUCAGAUUACACUUGAAGAGCUGGAGAUUUUGGACAAACUUCCACAUUAUUGCCCAAUCAGUGCUCAUUUGGAAUGGAACCUUGAUGGCCUUUUAGAAAAAAUCUGGGAGUAUCUCAAUUUAACUCGCAUAUACACAAAGCCCAAGGGGAUGAAUCCCGACUAUGAUGAUCCUGUCAUAUUGUCAUCAAAGAAAAUGACAGUGGAGGACUUCUGUAUUAUAAUCCACAAGGACAUGCUGAAGCAAUAUAAAUAUGCAUUGGUUUGGGGUUCAAGCGCGAAACACAAGCCCCAGAGGGUCGGGAAGGAGCAUGAACUGGAAGAUGAAGAUGUUGUGCAAAUCAUCAAAAAGGUUUAAUCUCCAAACGUCGUCAAAUCAAGUUACCACCUGAUGCACGUGGUGAGUCCUCUAGCACUGAACUUCAAGUGUUCAUUAAUUGCAUAGCAAGUGGAACUGGAUGGUAGACGGUAUGGUCUGUAAUUUUAGUUGUUCCUGAUAAUAGAUUUUGAGGGUCUUUGCUAUCGUUGGUCCCCCUCCUAAUGAUUUUACCAUUACAUGUAUUUAUUAGAGGACUGUGCUCCAAGAUAUAACCAGAGAAAGUUUUGUUAUUACUGUCUGAAAACGAUUCUAGUUUGAGUGUGUUUAGCAUCCACUCUCCCAUGGCUUGAAGACGUUCCAUCCACAUUGUAUUAGUACAAGGUCGUGCUAUAGUCGUGUGUGUUUAGUUAAGUCGAUGCUACCCGAACUGGUAUGAGGUAUCUACCUGGCCUAUUGGACAUUGAGAUCUGUGAACAUUUGCAUAUGAUAUGCUCGUUGGCAUAGUUAUCUUGUUUGCCCAUGUAUA
Salvia miltiorrhiza (redroot sage) is the source of this 1819-nucleotide messenger RNA. RefSeq names its product developmentally-regulated G-protein 3. Gene Ontology annotation, molecular function: GTPase activity; GTP binding. Lineage: Eukaryota; Viridiplantae; Streptophyta; Magnoliopsida; Lamiales; Lamiaceae. The coding region runs from base 226 to 1332 and encodes 368 amino acids. Gene Ontology annotation, biological process: cytoplasmic translation. The transcript has 10 exons. The record is from RefSeq and is a predicted model, not a curated record. Gene Ontology annotation, cellular component: cytoplasm.